UGUACAGGGCUAGUCAGAGUUCUUGAUUAAACCAGGAAAUCAAACUGGCAUGCACACAGUUAUAAAGAGCCCACAAGGCCAGAUGCAGAGGGCAGUAAUUCAUGCUCUGAGAAAUGGGCUUGUAUACUUUGGCAGAUGAACAUUGCCAUGAAGUGUGGAAACAGUGUACUGAAACUUCCACUACUCAAUCCCUCUGAACGCUUAGCUAUAUCAGAAAGGUGUGGGGGUGUGGAGGAUUAUAUGAGAACUUCCGCCCAAUUUCCUUCCCAACAGGUGGGCGGGGUUUGCGACACUGAGCGGGCUUACCUGCUUGGUUGCCUCCCACCUGCUUUAGGGUGGCCUCAUCCUGCCCCCGGCCUGGGAGGACAAUGGAUGUAUGGCUGGGGGUGGGGUGAGGGCUAAGGGAAAAGAGGCUGACCCCUUUGGCCAAACCUCACUCUGUUUCCUCCUCUUCCAGGUUCAGGAUGUGUUCAUGUGAGCAGCCAGGUUGAGGUAAGUAAUUUUGGUUUCUUUUGUUGGCUGGGCGCUUCGCCAGGCCCAAGAGGGCGGUGUGUGCCCCAGCUACAGGCUGUUUACCAGCAUUUUUGUUGUUUUCAGCAGCGGUGGCACUUGGGAGGGAGCGCAAGGCCCCUCCGUUGCCGCCGUUCACCGUGGAGCGCUUUGCCGGGCCCGAGAAGGCAGCGUGCCGCAUGGUGGCCUUUUGUUUUUGGUGAUGGCGGCGCUGGGGAGGGGACACAUGGCCCAUUAAAGGGUUGAUUGCAGGAGUCCCUGGCCCUAGAGCAGCGGCAUGUAGGUCAAACUCCCGGCCAAGGUAAAGUGGGAGGGCAAGCUGUGUAAAUUCGUGCUUUACAGUCCCCUCUUACUGCACCUCAUUGCCCUGCACAUCCUCAAUCCCAGUCAGGCUGAGAGGGUUACAUGCCAAGGCCAAGGCCAAGUUUCCCACAUUCUUAAGUUGAAUCAAGUUGUGGCCAAUUUGAACCCAUACUUUGGUCUCUCGUCUCAUUCUUUUGGGGGAGGGUAGGCUCCACGGACAGGGCUCAGCGCGUGUGCUCGCAGACCUUGCAGCCCCGCUAUGCAUUUAAGAUACAUGUUUGUUGUCGUUAAAUUCUUCAAUUCGCCUUCCCUGACCAUUAAAAUUAGCAAAGAAAAGAAAUAUGCAAAUCAUAAACCGGGGAGGCAACAACAAAAAAAGUACUUCCCAACUUUACAUCUUACUGACUGAGCAUCUUUUAAUGUUUGCAUCUGAUUGUAUCAUGUAUCUGUUUUUCAUUCUUCCCCAUAUGCAGUUCCGUUCCUUGCUUUAUUCAAUGAUUUUGGGCCAUUCCACGGUGACAGCUCUUGUUUUGUUUUAUGCAGUCCUAUUAGAGAACGCUCGCUUGCUGUUGUUAUGCGUCAAUUAGUAGGCACGCCACCCAAGGAAGAACAGUCUCAAACGAGAGGCUUCAUCAAGAGGCGUCCCCAGUGAACCCUUUCGCAGCAAGUGAAGAUAUUUCCUGAGGUCUGAUGGCUCAAUUCACAAUUGUGUGUGUGUGUUUUAAAAUAAAGACUGUGGCAAUUAUCUAUGCAACCCUGUGCAUGUUUACUUGAAAGUAAGUCCCACUGUGUUCAAUGGGGCAAACUUCCAGGUACGUAGGCAAAGGACUGCAGCCAGCAAAUCUGGUUUCGUUGCUAUACAGUUUACAGAGAAUGAACUUUACAUCUACACCAAACGUUUAAGCCAUCAAGUCUGCUUAACAAGAGGCUGGAAUCAUGACACUAUACAGGCAGCACACUCUGCUGUGAGCUCUGGG
Podarcis lilfordi (Lilford's wall lizard) is the source of this 1790-nucleotide messenger RNA. Lineage: Eukaryota; Metazoa; Chordata; Lepidosauria; Squamata; Lacertidae. The record is from the annotation of a GenBank genome assembly.